CCUCCUCUCCGAUAGAGGGAGAACUUUUGGGUUUGGGUUGGUGUUUGUUUUUGUAGACUGCAUUCUGAACUCGGGAGGAAGGAUUCUUCGUGUGUAUUCAACAAAAUAACUGCAAGCUAGCUCGAAAAACGACUGCGUAAAUUCACAUUUAGCCAAGAUUUGAAAGUAGUUACAUGCAUUUGGCUCCUUUUCAAAUUGUUAAAAAAUAAUAUCAGGGUACAUAGCUAAUCAGUCGUCGUCUGGCUGGACCUUUGUGGAGCAAGGUGCUUCUGAAUAGCUAGCUAGCUAGCUAGCUAACAGGAUUCAAAAGAACAACUGGAAGCUAGCUUGCUGUGGCUAGCCAGAAAGCCGGGGGAAUCAGCACCACGGGGAGCCGGGGCCCGAGAGGGAGCCAUCCAGGCCCGCGGCUUGAUGUACCCUGCCUGCCUCGCCCCAGCAGCCCACAAUGGGGGAGACCAAAGUGAUAUAUCACCUCGACGACCAGGAAACACCCUACCUGGUCAAAUUGGCAGUGCCCGCUGACAGGGUCACACUUGCGGACUUCAAAAAUGUUCUGAAGAAACCCAACUACAAGUUCUUCUUCAAAUCUAUGGAUGACGAUUUUGGGGUAGUGAAAGAAGAGAUAUCUGAUGACAAUGCCAAACUACCUUGUUUUAAUGGCCGUGUGGUAUCUUGGCUGGUGUCGGGGGAUGGUGCUCAUUCAGAUGGUGGCUCUGUGGUCGAGAGUUUGUCCGAGUUGCCGCCACCCCCCCUGGAGAGGACUGGGGGCAUCGGGGAGUCCAGACCCCCCUCUUAUCAGUCAGUUCUCUCUAGCGGGAAGGCCACAGGUGGACGAGACUCGUUGGACAACGAGACGGAGACGGGCUCGAUGGUGUCCCAGAGAAGAGCGAGGGAGCGACCGCGCCGGAAACACACUCGCGAGCAUGGUGGGAGGAAUGGCUACUCGCGGGUGGGCCGAGGGGCGGAGCUGGGCCAAUACGACAGCUGCUCGUCCUUCAUGAGCAGCGAGCUGGAGUCCACCAGCUGCUUCGACUCUGAGGAUGACGACGCCACCAGCCGGUUCAGCAGUUCCACGGAACAGAGCUCCUCUCGCCUGAUGAGGCGACACCGCCGGCGCCGCCGGAAACCCAAGACAUCCAACAUGGAAAGGUCGUCAUCAUUCAGCAGCGUCACAGACUCCACCAUGUCACUGAACAUCAUCACUGUCACUCUGAACAUGGAGAAGUAUAACUUCCUGGGCAUCAGCAUCGUGGGGCAGAGCAAUGAGAGGGGCGACGGGGGCAUCUACAUCGGCUCCAUCAUGAAGGGAGGGGCGGUGGCCGCAGACGGCCGCAUUGAGCCUGGAGACAUGCUACUGCAGGUGAACGACAUCAACUUUGAGAACAUGAACAACGACGACGCGGUUCGAGUGCUGAGAGACAUCGUACACAAGCCAGGCCCCAUCACUCUGACUGUGGCUAAGUGCUGGGACCCUAACCCUCGGAGCUGCUUUGCUCUGCCAAGAAGUGAGCCGAUCCGGCCCAUUGACCCUGCUGCCUGGGUGUCCCACACUGCGGCAAUGACAGGGGUGUACCCUGCUUAUGGCAUGAGCCCAUCGAUGAGCACGGUCACCUCCACCAGCUCCUCCAUCGGCAGCUCCGUCCCCGAGACCGAACGCUUCGACGAUUUCCACCUGUCCAUCCACAGUGACAUGUCAACUGUCGCCAAGGCCAUGGCUUCCCCGGAGUCAGGCCUGGAGGUGCGAGACAGGAUGUGGCUGAAGAUCACCAUCGCCAACGCCUUCAUAGGCUCAGAUGUGGUGGACUGGCUCUUUCAUCACAUGGAGGGAUUCUCGGACCGACGGGAGGCAAGGAAGUACGCCAGUAACCUGCUCAAGGCCGGCUACAUCCGCCACACUGUCAACAAGAUCACCUUCUCUGAGCAAUGCUACUACACCUUCGGAGACCUCUGUGGCAACAUGACCCACCUCUCUCUGCACGACCAUGAUGGCUCCAGCGGCGGGGCGUCGGACCAGGACACCCUGCCCCCUCUGCCCCACCCUGGUGCUGCCCCCUGGCCCAUGUCCCUGCCCUACCAGUUUUCCCUCGCCCAGCCCUACAACCCCCAGCCCCAACACGACCUGCCCCAGGGCUUCCCAGGAGUAGGGGCGGGCAGUGCUGGCAGCCAACACAGCGAAGGGAGCAGCGGCUCCAACUGCAGUAAGACCGAGGGCCGAGGCGGUGCCGGGGGCUCCAACAAGUCGGGUGGGAGUGGCAGCGAAUCAGAGAUCAGGAGCCAUCGGGUCCCCAGCGAGCGCUCUGCGGCCCCUAGCGAGCGCAGCAUCCGCAGUUCCUACAGUCAUCGAAGCGCACACUCGUCCCACUCACUGGCCUACAGCCCUGGCUUGGUCUACGGCCCCCCAGGCCUGCCUCCUAACCCCCCCCACCUGGCCACAGCUGCUCCAGGAGCCCCACCAGGCCGACAGCUGGCCAACGCUCCCCCAGAGCUCACCGGCUCCCGCCAGUCCCUGCGCAUGGCCGUAGGCAACCGCGGCGAGUUCUUUGUCGACGUCAUGUGACGCAGGUUAUGUCAUAGGCGCACCACAUAAUGGUGGUUAGGGAUUUUUUUGUUUAGUGCUGAGGGGGACAGACAGGAGGAGGAAGUCUCUAGAAAAUCACAGUUGGGGUCAAUGUCAUUUCCUUUUGAAUUGCCAGAAUUGAAAUGGAAUUGAGCCCAACCCUGCUGGAAAUGUCCUCUUGCUCUUGUGCUCCUGAGAGUGUAUCUGAUUCGCUAUACUUUCUUCAGUGAAGAACCCCCACCCUCGCAGAUGGAAUCAAAGCGCCUUUUCUCAGUUUCCUCCCUGUGAGGCGAGUUUGCUUGGGUCGUGACAGGGAGGGAGGCCUGGGGAACAGCUGGGGAUGACUUGGCGCUUUUCUACGUGGAUGUUUUUCAUUUGUUCUUUUCUCUAGCUCCACGUCCUGUCCUCCCCAACCUUAGUCCGCCAGAGACAAAGUAAAAAAAUAAAUAAAAAAAACUCCUCUCCAUACAUCCUUUCACCUAAAAUUUGAAAAUGAACACUAACCUUUGAACCUUACGUGUACUUUUGUUUGUUUGUUUGUAUGACUGAAAAAGAAUGAAAAGUUAAAUAAUGUAGUGCAAAAGAAUUGAGGCCCUUUCUGUUCUUAUGUUUUUAUCAUAGCUGGUCGCCGAUACAUGUAGUUUCUUUUUCAACACUUAACAUGAGCUUCCAGCUUAGACUGAUUUUAAAAGUACAUUUUCGUCUUAAGUUUUCUUACCAACUCUUUCACACUACUCCAGUGUUUCCCAAACUCGGUCCUGGGGGCCCUAAAGGGUGCACAAUUAGCUUUUUGCCCUAGCAGUACACAGCUGAUUCAAAUAAUCAAUGUAUCAUCAAGCUUUGAUCGUUUGAAUCAGCAGUGUAGUGCUACGGCAAAAACAAAAACACUGCACCACGUGGGGGUCCCCAGGAUUGAGUUUGGGAAACACUGCACUACUCUUGAGAAAAUGUAUUUUUAUUUAUAAAUAUAGUUUUAUGACUUUAAGUUGGUUGUUGUUUUUUGUGUGUGUGUGUGUGUGUGUACGCGUAAGAAACCUGGAGUUUUCCAGGUGGGCGUAGGGACAUUAUUUGCACAAGCAAGGAAUUUCAGUCUGAGAAGGAAUGUGAAGGCAAUAUAGCUUGCAGAUGUGUGCGUAGGCUUGACCUGACCAUGUCUAUUAUUUUUUUGUAUGUUCAAGCUUCCUUUGAACUGGGUGACCUGCUGCAUCAUCAAAAAGUUCCCAAAUGUAGAGCUCUAGAUUUGAGGACACUUUUUUUUAUGAGGGGAAUAUGAUAUGGGAGCAUAACUUGAAGUAUUUUGAGAUUAAUUUGGUAGGUGUGCAUCAUACAUGAAUCUGAUGUGGAAUUCCUAUAUUAUGUAGAGAUACAAUUGAAUGUGCAGGAAAUGAAAUAUUUGUUGAUAUCCUGCUGCAGUAGGCAAAAAUAAAUGACCAAUGUGCUUAUCUUCAGGGUGCGGUUUGCCCAUUCCCAGUUCAGUUUAAACCCACCCACCAUAUCUAUUUUAUUAACAAACAGGAAUGCGUACAUACAAACUUUUUACAUUGCCAGGAAUCCUACAUAAACUAGCCUUUUUCCUUGUUUCGACCAUGACUUUUGUCAGUCGUGACAGUGGUCUAGGAACAUAUAAAGAAGGAGUUGUCCAUAAUAAUAAAUAAACUCCUCCCAAAGUG
Oncorhynchus keta (chum salmon) is the source of this 4227-nucleotide messenger RNA. Its product is annotated as segment polarity protein dishevelled homolog DVL-3-like. The transcript is spliced from 15 exons. The record is from RefSeq and is a predicted model, not a curated record. NCBI's taxonomy places the organism in Eukaryota, Metazoa, Chordata, Actinopteri, Salmoniformes, Salmonidae. Gene Ontology annotation, cellular component: cytosol. Gene Ontology annotation, molecular function: frizzled binding. Bases 446 to 2557 code for a protein of 703 amino acids. Gene Ontology annotation, biological process: intracellular signal transduction; canonical Wnt signaling pathway.